This is a messenger RNA of Protomyces lactucae-debilis, 2272 nucleotides long. RefSeq lists its product as uncharacterized. The record is from RefSeq and is a predicted model, not a curated record. The coding region runs from base 227 to 1954 and encodes 575 amino acids. Gene Ontology annotation, cellular component: cytosol; nucleus; mitochondrial outer membrane. The transcript has a single exon. Lineage: Eukaryota; Fungi; Ascomycota; Taphrinomycetes; Taphrinales; Protomycetaceae.
AAGCAGCAACGACCAUUCACCACUGAGUUACCGGCCUUGGCUACACAGCUCCUUGGCUUGAUCUCAAGUUUAUAACACUUACUGGAAAGAUAGCUUCACUCUGAUCUCAUCUCAAUCUUCUUACUGCUUUGAAACAGCUUCUCCCUCAGAUUUGCUACCCUGCUCAAGUGGAAAUAUCUCUACCCGUACUCGUCUUUGAGUUACUCGGUAGUACCACAGUCUAGCCAUGCUCAGUCGGCUAUGGGGAGGCAGCACGCCGCCUGUAGGCUCACUCUCGGCCAUGUCUAUCCCUGAGAGAUCAGCCCGCAUGGUACAUGCCAAUACAGGUCUCUCUGCCAUCAUGAAUGACGAUAUGAUACAAGCCAACGCCGUCCUCAGCCAGCACGAAGACGCUUUCCACCUCACAGGCCGCGCCAUUGCGUCGUUCCUUGAGGCCAUGCUUGGUGGCGAACGUGAGGGUAUUCAAAAGGCAGGCGUGUUGCUCAAUGAAGCGCACACGGCUUUAGACGCGGAAAUAGCAUAUGCCAAGGCAGACCCUGAUAGCGUCUUUUCUGCUGGCAGCGUCUACCGAGUCAUUCUCGCCAAUGUUCUGCUGAUGAGUGCUAUCACUGGAUUUCUAUCAGAGAGCAUGACAGAGUCGAUGAAGUCCGUGUGGAAGCUGAAACGUGCCUAUGGAUCUUUUGACAGUAUGCACAACUACAUUCAAGCCCAUUCGCUGGCUGAACACUAUGCCAAAGUCUCCGAUCCUGACUUGGACGGUAUUGCGUAUAUUGACCAUCAAACCUAUUGCUCAGCAGUAGCUGGGUUUGGCAUGCAAACCCUAGUCAUCUCACUCUUGCCACCAAAAGUCGGUCGUAUCCUCAGUCUGAUUGGAUUCAAAGGUUCUCGAGAACAAGGGCUCGCUUCUCUUUGGAGUGUUGCAGAAUCAUCAACCAUCCCUGGUGCCUUGUCACUGCUUGGCAUUUUGUUGUAUUACAACGGUUUGCUUCACUUUUGCGACAUUGCUCCAGAUUCGCGAGAUGAUAUGGAACGUUGUGCAGCGUUAUUGGAGAAGGCGCAUUCACGCUAUCCAGAGUCUGCCAUCUGGCAACUACAAAUGGCACGACUCAAGCUUCAACAAGCCAAACUUGCAGAAGGCACCAAAAUUCUCGAAGACAUGACGAGUGCCAGUCAAAUGAAGCAAAUUGCAAGUCUCAAGCUCUAUGACCUUGGUCUGUCUCAAAUCUUUAGCAUGAGAUGGCUCGAUGCAGUAGAAACUUACAUACUUGUCGGAGCACAAAGUACCUGGUCAGAGAGCGCGUAUGCAUACAUCAUCUUUCUCUGCCUACAUCAGCAGUGGAUCGCAACCAAAGAUGAGGCCAUUGCUGCUAAAGCCGAGAAAGCGCUGACUACUGCUCAAGAAACUGGUGGACACAAAAAGAUGAUGGGCAAGCCAAUCCCCUUGGAAAUGCUCGUCUUGCGAAAACACGCACGAUGGCUAGCGCUGAGUCAGGAGAAGGGUUGUUCUAUCCUGGAGGCUGUGGAUGGGUGUCCGGCUGCUGAAUUUGUGCAUCUCUUCAAUGGUUGGCGGUCCAUGCCUCCUGACGUACUGGAGCAAUGGCUACAACUACUUCCUCCACUGUCUGGACGUAUCGACGCGGACGCAGUUAUUGACGUGAUUCGUGCCGCAAUCUUGCGCAACCUGGGCCAAGUAGCAGAGGCUCAAGAAAUUUUGACACCAACCUUGUCCAUGACAAGACCACAAUUCAUGGAGCUGCCUUAUUCGGAGCUGUGGGUCAUGCCGUUCGCAUACUACGAACAGGCCUGCCUCUACUGGGCUCGCGACGGCAAGGCUGCCAAGGAAGACAUUCGCCACUGGAUUCAACGUGCUCGAUCCUUUGGUGACACUGAAAUGGAAUCACGACUAGAUAUUCGACUUACAACUGCUUUAAAUACGAUAGACGGGGAGACAUGACCAUAAUGAACUUACAGCUUUGCCUUUUGAGCAGCCAAAAUUUCUUGCUGUGCUUUUGUUCGCAACUCACGUCUCAGAAUCUUGCCACUGGCACUCUUGGGGAUGGCAUCAAUGAAGAUGACGCCGCCCCUCAACCACUUGUAGCGUGCUGCUUUACCCUCAACAAAAGUCUUCACGUCCUGCUCGGAUAAGCUUGGGCUUGACUUGACGACAUAUGCACGUGGGGCUUCCGUGUCCUCGAAAGGCACACCCACCACACAGACAUCUGCAAUGUGGUCAUGGCUGAGCAAAAGAGAUUCCAACUCAGCUGGGGCCACU